AUGUCCCAGGGUACCCUCUACGUUGACGAGAAGAUUCGUGGUGUUCUUCCAAAGGCCAUCAUUAAGGCUUACAACCUUGACGUCAAGGUUGCUGCCCCAGAUGCUGCUUUCGAGAAGACCUUCCCCCUCAAGAAGAUCCCAGCUUUCGUUGGUCCAAAGGGCCUCAAGUUGACUGAGAUCAUUGCUGUUUCCCUUUACCUCCUCAACAUUGCUGACCCAGAGACCAAGUUGUUGGGUAAGAACGCUACUCAGUACGCUGAGAUCUUGAGAUGGUUGUCUUUGUCCAACUCCGAGAUCCUUCCAACCAUUGCCGGUGCUUUCGGCCCAAUCAUUGGUAGAGUUCCAUACAACAAGAAGCAGGUUGACGAGGCCAAUGCCUACCUCGAGAAGCUCAACGCUGUUGUUGAGGCUAGAUUGGCUGAGUUCACCUACUUGGUUGGCGAGAGAAUCACUUUGGCCGACUACUUCGUUGCUGCUCAGUACGUCAGAGGUUUCAACUACUUGUUCGGUGCUCAGUGGAGAAAGCAGCACCCAGCCAUCACCAGAUGGUUCAAGACCAUCGUUGCCCAGCCAUUCUUGAAGGAUGUUCUUGGCGAUGUUGAGUUCACUGAGAAGCCAGUCGAGUACACUCCUCCAAAGAAGGAAAAGAAGGCUGCUGCUCCAGCUGCUAAGAAGGAGAAGCCAGCUGCCGCUCCAGCCGAGCCAGCUCAGCAGGCUCCUAAGCCAAAGCACCCAUUGGAGGCUUUGGGCAAGCCAUCUUUCCCCCUUGACGAGUGGAAGAGAUUCUACUCUAACGAGGAGACCAGAGAGACUGCCAUUCCAUUUUUCUGGGACAAGGUCUACAACCCUGAGGAGUGGUCCUUGUGGAAGGUUGACUACAAGUACAACGACGAGUUGACCUUGACCUUCAUGUCCAACAACUUGGUUGGUGGUUUCUUCGCCAGAUUGACCGCUUCCACCAAGUACAUCUUCGGUUGCAUGGUUGUGUACGGUGAGGACAACGACAACGGUAUCACCGGUUUCUUCUUGGUCAGAGGCCAGGAGCACGAGCCAGCUUUCGAUGUCGCUCCAGACUGGGAGUCUUACUCUUUCACCAAGUUGGAUGCUUCCAACGAGGAGGACAAGAAGUUCGUCAACAACAUGUUGGCUUGGGACGAGCCAGUUGACGUUAACGGCACCAAGAGAGAGAUUGCCGACGGUAAGGUUUGCAAAUAA
Messenger RNA from Candidozyma duobushaemuli, 1215 nucleotides. RefSeq names its product translation elongation factor EF1B gamma (gene CAM1). The transcript is spliced from 2 exons. Gene Ontology annotation, cellular component: cytoplasm; nucleus. The coding region runs from base 1 to 1215 and encodes 404 amino acids. Gene Ontology annotation, molecular function: translation elongation factor activity. The record is from RefSeq and is a predicted model, not a curated record. Lineage: Eukaryota; Fungi; Ascomycota; Pichiomycetes; Serinales; Metschnikowiaceae. Gene Ontology annotation, biological process: translational elongation.